AUGGGUGGAUCUGUUGGUCCCGGUCCUGGCCAUUACGGUUUGCCAACCACUUUCGGGUACGAACAUCAUGAUCCACGGAGGGAACGAAAACCGAUGUUCUCGAUGAGAGGUCGCCACACCAUCAAUAUUGCUUCGGUUGGCCCCGGUCCAGCUGGGGCGUACGAGGUAUCGAAGCUAACCCAACACGGCCGGGCGCAUAAUCAGGAGUAUACGCUGCGUCCGCGUUUGCAACAGCCCAAACAGGACAUGAUUCCGGCACCGAACGCAUAUUUCGGAAACAUCCAACAUGAUACGAUGGGCCCUGGACCGGCCGCUAACUACGAGAUCUCGAAGCUAACUCGAACCGGACGUCCCCAUGAACCAAUGUACUCGAUGCGUUCGAAAUGGCAACCAACGAGACAAGAUCUGGUCCCUGGUCCCCAGACAUAUCAUCCUCCGAUGAACAAGGAACGGGCUCCAGCGUACAGUUUCGGGUUAUGGUUAGAAGCACUGAACAAAACGAAAGUUCCUGGUCCGAACGAAUAUCAAACGGACAUGCGCGCGGUUCGGCCAAGAGCACCGUGCUACUCAAUGCGACCCUUGACCAAAGGAACGAACACCUCCUAUGGCCCCGGGCCCGCUGGUUACGGUCUACCUAGUCGCGAUCUCACCCACAAGCGAUCCCCAAAUUACACGAUGCGAAACCCAUUCGGCACUAUCGGCGAUCGAACACCGCGCCCGGGUCCUGCUCAGUACGGACUGAUGGAUCGGUUAGUGGGCAAAUCGGCUCCCAGUUACAGUUUCGGGAUACGGCACGCGGACUGGACGAGCCCGAUGAUUGUGCCGGAGGAUAGUUGUUGA
Molecule: messenger RNA, 840 nt
Organism: Anopheles darlingi
Lineage: Eukaryota; Metazoa; Arthropoda; Insecta; Diptera; Culicidae
Product: outer dense fiber protein 3-like
Exons: 3
Coding region: 1-840 (279 amino acids)
Cellular component (GO): cytoskeleton
Source: RefSeq, a predicted model, not a curated record